Cryptococcus wingfieldii CBS 7118 is the source of this 918-nucleotide messenger RNA. RefSeq names its product glucose and ribitol dehydrogenase. The transcript has 6 exons. Gene Ontology annotation, molecular function: oxidoreductase activity. The record is from RefSeq and is a predicted model, not a curated record. Lineage: Eukaryota; Fungi; Basidiomycota; Tremellomycetes; Tremellales; Cryptococcaceae. The coding region runs from base 1 to 918 and encodes 305 amino acids.
AUGUCUCCCCCUUCGUCCGUCCCCAAAGAGUACCGACCCGACUACCUGCCUCCCAACGUCACCGGGCAGAUGCAGGAGGGCCUCCCUGGCAAGCAAAGGCCUCUCGACCCCGCUCCCUUCAACGACACUCUGGCUGACGGCAGCAAGUACAAGCCUGCUGGCAAGCUUGAAGGCAAGAACACUGUAAUCACCGGCGGCGAUUCUGGUAUCGGGCGUGCCACCGCUAUCCUCUAUGCCCGAGAAGGUGCCAACGUCUUCAUCCACUACCACCCGUCAGAAGACCAAGACGCCAAAGAUACCGUCAAGGAGAUUCAGCAGCACGAUCCCAAGGUCAAGGUGGAGGCCGUGGCAGCGGACCUCCGUACGGAGCAGGCGUGUUUGGAGCUCGUUGAAAAGAUCAAGAAGUGGUCAAAUGGCCGACUGGAUGUCUUGGUGAACAAUGCCGCAACACAGAACGAAGUGGAGAAUAUUGAACAGCUCGAGUCUGAGCAAUGGAGACAUGUCUUUGACGUCAAUAUCCACGCCAUCUUCUAUCUCACAAAGAGCCUCAUUCCUAUCAUCCCAUGGGGCGGGAGUAUCAUCAACAACGCGUCAAUCAAUCCAUUUGUUGGGCACCCCAAGCUGCUCGAUUAUUCAUCCACCAAGGGUGCUAUCGUCGGCUUCUCCAGAGCGCUUAGCAACCAAAUUGUCAAGGAGCGAGGUAUCCGCGUGAACUGCGUCUGUCCAGGACCAGUAUGGACACCUCUUGUGAUUGCCACGAUGGGCGAAGAGUCGUUGUCUGCCUUUGGCCCUACCACGCCUAUCGGAAGAGCAGGUCAGCCCAUCGAGGUUGCGACAGCGUUUGUCUUCCUCGCCAGUCCUGACAGCUCCUACUUUACCGCUCAAUGUUUCCAUGUGAACGGAGGAUCUGCGUACUAA